Messenger RNA from Bolinopsis microptera, 1194 nucleotides. Its product is annotated as DNA-directed RNA polymerase III subunit RPC8-like. NCBI's taxonomy places the organism in Eukaryota, Metazoa, Ctenophora, Tentaculata, Lobata, Bolinopsidae. Gene Ontology annotation, cellular component: RNA polymerase III complex. The transcript has 5 exons. Bases 227 to 820 code for a protein of 197 amino acids. The record is from RefSeq and is a predicted model, not a curated record. Gene Ontology annotation, biological process: transcription initiation at RNA polymerase III promoter; DNA-templated transcription.
AGGAUGAUACUAUGAAAGAAGAUUGUUUGGAAUGUAAGAUAAUAAGAAGAACUCUAGAAGUAGGAAUCUCUGCUUACUGUCUUCACGGCUCUACUGUUAUAUCAAAGUUUCGCUCAUCCCUUAACAUAACAUCCGCUCAUAAAUACUUUUAUCUUACAGUAGGAGGUGCAUCGUUUGGUGUGUUUAUAUACGACGUCCUAAAACCUAAAAUCCUACCUUCACCCCCAUGUUCCAGCUAAUAGAACUAAGGAAUAAUGUUGGUAUCCGGCCCUCCCUCUUCAAACUGGAACAAACCCGAGCUAUAAAGGAGGUGCUGAACACCAAGCUAGCAAACAAAGUGCUUUACCCUCACGGACUGUGUAUUGCACUUCAUGAUAUUAUUCAGAUUGGGGAGUCUUUCUCCUUCCCUGGUGACGCGGGAACCCACACGUCUGUUCUGUUCCGGUACAUAGUGUUCAAACCCUUUGAAGAGGAGGUUAUCAUCGGUAAAGUUAGACGGUCCAGUCCAGACGGUGUUUGGGUAACUUUGGGCUUCUUCGAGGACAUUUUCAUCCCUGAAGCGUAUCUCCAGUCUCCACACAGGUUCGACCAAGAGGAGAACUGCUGGAUUUGGGAGUACACUGACGGACUGGAGACUCACAAUCUCUACAUGGAUGAGAGAGAAGAAAUCAGGUUCAGGGUUUGUAAAAUAGAGUUUAACGACGUAGCUAAACGUGCUCCUACACAAGACUCAGAAGAGUUGUUACCUAUGAAGAUUAUCGGUACUAUCAGUGAACCAGGCUUAGGACUUUUAUCUUGGUGGAAGGAGGAUAAUAUUUAGUACAUGCCAGUUUUUACUUUUUAUUUUUAUUUAUUACGCCACAUAGGUUUUUAUUGUCACAGCGUAUUUGUCGAAGGUUGAUUAAUCGGUAGGCUAUAGCAGUGAGAUGCCAACUUUUAUUAAAUCAUAAAGUAUUUAAUGGAAUAUCAUACAUUAUUUAAAGGUUUUGAUUCUUUUAAUUGUUCUUUCUUUAAACCAACAUUAUCUAUUUGGAAAAAUAUCUUGAACUCUUGUCUAUUGGUUAACUCAAUCAUAAGCAUAGACUUGAACGUUUAGUUUUUUUACAGAACGGUUCGUGACUUGUCAGAAUGGUGCUUAACUUAUUUAUCUGAACUCUUUGGAAAUUUUGUUAUGCAAUUUGAAAACAUUCCUGA